CAUCUGACGGUCUACGGUGAAGCACCAGAAGAAUGGCGGAGCACCUGGGUCUUCUUUCUGACUUCACUCCCUUCCCGCCUUUAUUCAGUUGUCCGAAGGAACACUUUCCGAACAACCUUGGAGAAUCCUAAUCGUUUUCUGAGGCGAAGAGAUGUGUGGGAGAGCUCGUUGUACUCUGAGAAACGACGACUUCCUUAGGGCUUGUUAUCGCGACAAUGGUCCUGUUCGUUCCGUCAAUAUGGACCGGUAUAGGCCAUCAUAUAAUGUGUCUCCGGGAUUUAACGUGCCAGUUGUUCGUAGAGAAGAUGCAUCUGAUAGCGAAGGUUGUGUUCUUCAUUGCAUGAAGUGGGGGUUAGUUCCCAGUUUCACCAAGAAAACAGAGAAACCUGAUCACUACAAGAUGUUUAAUGCUCGGUCUGAAUCUGUUGGCGAAAAGGCUUCAUUUCGCCGCCUUCUUCCGAAAUGCAGGUGCCUUGUGGUUGUAGAAGGAUUUUAUGAGUGGAAAAAGGAUGGAUCAGGAAAACAGCCUUACUACAUUCACUUCAAAGAUGGACGCCCUCUUGUCUUUGCUGCUCUUUAUGAUUCUUGGCAAAAUUCUGAAGGUAAUAUUCCUGGAGAAAGAUGA
Molecule: messenger RNA, 625 nt
Organism: Prosopis cineraria
Lineage: Eukaryota; Viridiplantae; Streptophyta; Magnoliopsida; Fabales; Fabaceae
Exons: 4
Coding region: 152-625 (157 amino acids)
Biological process (GO): DNA damage response
Molecular function (GO): single-stranded DNA binding
Source: RefSeq, a predicted model, not a curated record